Chironomus riparius is the source of this 1986-nucleotide messenger RNA. The record is from the annotation of a GenBank genome assembly. NCBI's taxonomy places the organism in Eukaryota, Metazoa, Arthropoda, Insecta, Diptera, Chironomidae.
AUGCCAUUCUUCAUCUUCUUGAACCUUCCUUAUUCAAUUAAAAGGGGUGAAAUCAUCUCAAUUCAAGCAGUCAUCUUCAACUACAUGAAAGAUGAUUACCAAGCUACUGUAACAAUGUACAAUGAGAAACAAGAAUUCGAAUUUGUUGAGAACACACCAAGAUCAUCUGAUCAAGAUAAUCUGAUUAAAAAAAGCAAUGCAACAGCUAAUAGCGGUAAUACUGUAAGCUUUGUUAUUAGGGCUUUAAAAGUUGGAUAUAUUACGCUUAAAAUUGAAGCUUCAACUUCUAUUGCCGGUGAUAGAGUAGAGCAACAAUUGCUUGUUGAACCUGAAGGUAUCACAAGAUACAUUAAUGAAGCUGUUCUAGUUGACUUGAGAAACCAGCAUACAUUCUCGAAACUUGUUGACGUUGUUGUACCUAAUGAGUUUGUUCCUGAUUCUUUAAAAAUUGAAGCUUCGCUUAUUGGUGAUCUUUUGGGACCAGCGCUAGACAAUUUGGAUAAUUUAAUUCAAAUGCCUUAUGGAUGCGGUGAGCAGAAUAUGUUGUUCUUUGUCCCUGAUAUCAUUGUUUUAGACUAUCUCACAAGUGUCAACAAAUUAACUCCACAAACUGAAAUAAAACUCAAAAACUAUAUGGAAGAAGGGUAUCAAAGGGAACUUACAUACAAGCAUUAUGAUGGCUCAUUCAGUGCCUUUGGAAAUAGUGAUCCAUCAGGAUCAACAUGGCUUACAGCUUUUGUUGCUAGAUCUUUUAAUCAAGCUUCGAAGUAUAUAUCCAUUGAUCAAAAUGUUAUUGCCCAAGCAUUAACUUACUUGCAAAAUGUUCAAACUACAGACGGAAGCUUUACUGAGUACGGACUUGUUCAUCAUAAAGCUAUGCAAGGUGGAUCAUCAAACGGAAUCGGUUUGAGCGCCUAUGUCUUACUGACAUUCUUAGAGAAUGAAGAACUUGCUUCUAAUUAUAAUGACACAAUCACAAGAGCUGUUAACAAUAUUCUAUCACAUGUCGAUGAUGUUGAUGAUAUCUAUAUUAUGUCAGUUGUGUCAUAUACUUUAUAUCUUGCUGGCAAAAUGUCUGAGGCAAAUUCCUUAGUUCAAAGGUUAGAUCAAAUGGCAGUCAAUUCAGAAGGAAUGAGACACUGGGAAAAAUCUACUAAUGACUAUUACAUAACGUCAUUAAGUAUUGAAACUACUGCCUAUGCCCUUUUAUCAUAUCUUAAAGCUAAUCGAGAUACUGACGGUCUUUUGAUUGCAAAAUGGUUAGUGACACAGAGAAAUUCAUUUGGAGGAUUUGAAUCGACACAAGAUACAGUCCUUGGUCUCCUAUCUCUCUCAAGAAUUGCUGCAAAAAUUGCUUCCAAUUCUUUAAACAUUCGAGUUGACUUUAAAUAUCAAAACGAUGCAAAAUCUUUAAGCAUCGAUCAAUCAAAUUCAUUAGUUCUUCAGAAAUUAGAAUUUCCAUCAAGCCUUAGAAAUAUUGAGGUAGUAGCAAAUGGAAGUGGAACUGCACUCGCUCAGAUAUCUUAUCACUAUAACAUUAAAAAUCUCAAAACAUCGAACAUCUUCCAACUCAAUGCCAGAAUUAUUGAUGAUCAACCUUAUGCAUUUACAAUUGAAAUUUGCGUUGGACUUAAUGGAAUGGAUCAAUCCAAUAUGGCAGUCUUAGAAGUAUCGGCUCCUAGUGGAUAUAUUUUUGAAGCUGAAAAUAAUAAUAAUAUUGUUAAUUCAUUCAGCAACAUUAAGAGAGUUGAAUUCGACAAGAUUAAUACUUUAGCUAACAUCUACUUUGACUAUCUCCAAUCUGAAUCGCAAUGCAUCUUAAUGACUUCUGCAAGAAUAUUUGAGGUUGCCGAACAAAAACCUUCAUCCAUCGUAGUUUACGAUUAUUAUGAAAAUGAUUACCGCACUGAAAUAUUGUAUGUUCCAAAUCAAAUUCUGUUGUGUGACAUUUGUGAUUCGAGUGAUUGUAGCAAUGCUUGUCAUUAG